Drosophila obscura is the source of this 1960-nucleotide messenger RNA. RefSeq names its product protein Cep78 homolog. Lineage: Eukaryota; Metazoa; Arthropoda; Insecta; Diptera; Drosophilidae. The coding region runs from base 128 to 1954 and encodes 608 amino acids. Gene Ontology annotation, cellular component: centrosome. The transcript has 7 exons. The record is from RefSeq and is a predicted model, not a curated record.
AACAAGACAAAACAAAACAAAACAAACAUGACAUAUUUGAAAGCCAUUGCUGGCUUUGAAUAUUGAGUCGACUGUUUGCCAUUCGACUGUGCAAUCACAUUCCGAGCAUAUCGAACAGAAAGCGAACAUGUCGCACAGCCGUGUGCCGGGGAAGGUGAGGAAGGUAACGGUGCCGGCACUGGUAAAAAAAUCGAGCAAGAGCCGCUCCUUCUACUUUCGGUAUUUGGAGUUGUGUAGAGCGAAAAACCUCACACCUGUUCCAGAGAUCCGAAAGAAUUCCGACGAGAUCACCGCUCUGGAGCUCUGCGCCGACAAGCUGAACGUGAGCGACUGGCUGCAGAUUACGGAGGCGCUGCACAGUGACCAGUGCCUGAAGAGCCUGUUGGUGCGCAUGCGGCGCUCCUACGAGCACAAUACAAUCGAUCCCAUCGACACGGAGAAUCGGGCCCGACUCUUCACACAGCGUCCGGUGCUAUACACGCGCUUUAUUUUCCGCGGCCUCGUCCAGUCCAUCGCCAACUGUGUGGCCAGCAACAAGAAUCUGACAGUGCUGCAGCUGGAGGGUGUGCCCCUUUAUGACGGCUACAUUGACUGCAUUGCCAAGUCGCUGGAGGCCAACACUGGCCUGGAGACCUUGAGCUUCCGCAGGUCCCUCAUUGGGGACAAGGGGUGCGAGCUGGUGUGCAACUCGGCCAAGUACCUCAACCGAAUCGCACUAUUCGAUCUCUCCGAGUGUCGCAUCAGCGCAAAGGGAGCCGUUCACGUGGCCGAAAUGAUCAAGAUCAAAAAGGCAGCCCCAUGCACAGAGGGAUGGAAGCAGUCCAUCUUGGGCUUGGGCACGCUCCUUCUCGCCAACAAUCCUGACAUUGGAGACCCGGGACUCCAAUGCAUCGCCGAGGCGCUGAAGGAGGAUGCCUGGAUAAAGGUCGUCGACAUGCAGGGCUGUGGCCUGACUGACAUUGCAGCCAAUGUCGUACUCGACUGCCUGGCCCUGAACCGUGCCAUAAAGGAGUUCAAUGUGCGAGGCAACGAGGGGAUCAGCCAGCUAUUGCAACGCAACAUUCGCGACCACCUGGGCAGCCCAGACGUCGAGGAGAAACAGGAGCCGGAGUACGAUCUCAGCUGCAUUGACGGGCUGCAGAGUCUGCCCAAGGGCCAGAAGUUCACUAUUAGCCAGCUGCGCUCGAACACCAAGCAGCUCGAGCAGCGGCUGUCCUGCGAGCGGACACUACGCCUCAGGGCCGAAGAGAUGAACAUUAAGCUCACCAAUCAACUAAAGAGCAUCGACAGCCACAAGGCCACUGACAAGGAAGGGCAGGCCUCAAGCCAAACGGCAGAGGAACAACCGAACUCAAGCCAAAUGAAAGAGGAACAGACGAAAGAGGAAAACGAUAGCCAAUCCGUCGUGGAGUCAAUCAAGGGCACGGAAGUCUCCCACUCCCACACGCACACGCACAUUCCUAAUGAACAUCCGGAAACGAACGAAGAAGAUCACAAAGACGGGCAAGUCACCAGCCCGGAAAUGACUCCGCGCAGCGAUUUAUCGUCCCCGCGCAGCGGUCCAUCGAGCGACCGUUCGACGCUGUGCGAUGACGAGGACUCUGAGGAGCAGUACGGCCAAUCCGAGGUGGAGCCAACGGGGCUCAGCCGUUUCUGGGAGCAGCAGAAGGCGUCACGGUUGCAGGUCCAAAAGGUGCGCAGCGAGAAGAAAAACGCAGAGCGCAAUGUGAGGGGGGAAUCCAACAAGAUUCACGAGUCCAAUUCGAAUCCCGAAUUCGCCAAGACGUACAGCUACAAGUUCAUUCGCGUGGUGAAAGUCGAGAAGGACAUCCCCAAGCCGAGUGUUAAGGGAUGCGCGAAUCCGCAAGGACUCGGUCGUAACGAAUUAUGCGGAGACGGCAAGCAGGACCUUGGGGGCGGUCCUAAGCAAGGGCGUGGUCGUAAUAAGGAAUGAUGAUGG